AGCAUCAAUGAUUCCUGUAACUUUGAAGCCAUUUAUAAUGAUGUCUGGCUUGGUCUUUAAGUAAUCAUGCAGUUCAAUUAUCCAUUUUGUGCCAAUUGGCUUCAUAAUGCUUAAUCUGAGAGCAACAGGUGUAACUUCAUCUUGGCCAUCUAUUUGCUUUGUCACUUUAUAAGCAUACCACUCAUGGAAUUUACCUUUAAAAAAAUUGGUAACAUAACAUAAAAUAUGUUGUUCUGCUCCAGUAAUGAGUCUAAUGACAAUACUGUCUCUGUAUUCUACCCUUUAAAAGCAUCGAAUAUACAUUGUAGCUAACACUGGGUGGUUUGCGGGCAAACCUACUGUAGUUCUUUCCUUUUGUCUUGAAAAUAAGGAAUGAUUAUUUUUGUAAUAUAAUCUAUAGUGGUACUCUAAUUGCACUGUUACUGUGAUAUGCCAGUUUCCAGGGAAAUCAAUGCUUGGCAGACUUUUUGUCGUUUUUCCUUGAUACACCAGCUGAACUGGCAAAAAGUCACUUAACAUUAAUUCUCCAAACACAGCAGUAAUUUGCCUUUUAUCCGUAUUACCAUCAACUUCAAUCCUUCUGGAGCCUCGAAUAUCCAUAGUCCACCGUGAUAUAGGGACAUGUAGUUCAACCCGGUCUGAUCCCAAUUUAUAAUCAAACUAUGAGGUAUUUCCUCCAUUUCAACUACAACUUUAACAUCCAUUAAAUAUUGUUGUUUCAAUUCAUCCAAACGCACAACAGUAAUGCUUGAUUUAGUCGUUGCUUUUCUUUUAACGAAAUUCAUUUUCAGAAAAUACUUAGCCCAACUUUUCUGCAAUACAACUGAACCUCCAUUGCACUGCAUUAAUGCAGGCUCUCUCUAUGCUGUAAUGUACCUGUACCAGCAGCAAUCAGUACAGCAGUAUUGAUUACUUCUCCUCUGUCCCUUACUGCGGACACACAUCGUCUCAAAUCUUCAGCUAUUGAUUCUGGCAAUAUUGGCGGACAUCCUCUCUUAUUAUCCUCCAACUCCUGUAUCUGACUACUACUGGAACCUUGUUUUGCCUUCUUAAUAAUUGUAAUUUUGCAAUCAUUAACAGUUGAGCAUUUUUAUUCAGUAAUUUAUCUAUGAAACAUCAUAUAGCAGCAGAUGUUCCAUGUUGAAUAGCAUAAUUACCUAUUUGUGCUUUCUCUCUUGGUGUGUAUUUUUUGUACUGCUUCUGUUACCUUGUUGUUUGGCAGCUGUAAUUAUGGAUGGUGAAAUAACCUUUGAUAGUGGACCCAUAGGUGAAGGUAAAGUGGCUUCUUUGGACACUGAGGAGAGAUCUUUUGAUUGUACAGGCUUUAAAAAGUGAUCAAGAGCCAUUUUCAUACAUGUGUGCGUAAUAACCAAACCUCCCAAUAAGGGAUAAAAAUUUUGUCAAUUUAAUUUUCGUGAUUUUAAUAAAUUAUGAAAAUCACGAAAUUUCAGAUCAUGAAAAUUUGGAGCUAUAUGGUAUUACUGUGGAACAACCAAAUUAUUGUACCUACAUGUACCAGUAUGCAAAAUGAAGUACUAGAAAUGAUACAUGUAUGUUAAUGUCACCAUUGCAUUCAGAGGUGUUGAUUAAGAGUUAAGAGAACAGUAUGGUGGCCUGGUUCAUCAAAGAAGAUUGCAAGUAGAGUAAAAAGAUUUGGAGAACGUUAAGAAAGUUUAUUUGUAACUUGGAACCUUUAAUGCCAACAAAGUGACCAUAGUACCCAUGGCAAUUGGUUGGUACUGAACUUUCUUGUUCAAUGGGAGGCAAUGCCUCAUAGUUGUGAAUUACUUUUCUUGUUAUCCAGAAAUAGUUUGACUUACAAAUACCCCUAGUCAAGGAGUUUUUGAAGUGUCAUGUCUUUGGAUACUGGAAAGAUUUUGGAGUGACAAUGGUCCUUAGUAUAGUUCUCAGGAGUUUGUUGAUUUUGCUUUCUUAAUUUGAGUCUUUGGCUCCCACCAACUCCACCAUUGGGUCUCAGAACAGGUUGGUACAGGUUUAUUGCAAAAUCACCUCUAAGCAAGCCUUGCCGUUGGACUCACAAAAAUAAUGAGACCCACAGCUGUGAAAACUUCUCAGCAACAGAAACUUUAAAUUGCUGUCCUAGUCUAUUUAAAGUAUGAGAAAAAACAGCCAUUGUCAAUUAGUCUUGGGUGCAAGAACUUCACUGUAUCUAUUGCUGCAUUAGUCACACUGGCUUGGUCUCUCAUAUUAGCAAUUAAUCUGUUCAAUUGAAUGCUGAAGGAUAUUAUGCAUGCUAGUUCUUCCCCAGUCAGGUUUUUACGAAGACUCUUUAAGCUUCUGUUUUCUUUUCAUGUUUUCAACGAACUUUAUAACAAAAGCGACUACAUUUGUAGUGUCAUCAAUGAUCAUAGACCCAGACUGAUCUGGAAUUUCCUUUUUAAUUUCGUUUAUUUUGUUGCUAUAAAUAAAGGGAUAUACUAACUUAAAUGCUGACAACCAGUGAGACUAAGAGUGUUCUCUUCUUGGAGAUCCCUCAAAGGAUUAACUUGUGCUAAAGGAAUUUUUGCUUUAACAAAAGGCUAGACAGCUGGUAUUCGAUGCAUACGCAAUGUAUAAACUGACUCAGACAGCAUUUCACUACUAGGAUGAUUGCUUUCGUCAUGCUUCUAUAAUGAUUUAGCUAUUGAUCUUUGUUUAGCUUUGCGUGUCGUGUGUUUCUGUGAAUUAAUAUGUAGCUUCAUAAUAGACAUCUCUAGCUGAGAAUAUAUUACGUCACUACAGUUAAUAUGGCAGCAGGUGUGGUAGAGAAUGAAAUAAAUUGCAUCAACAGUAAGUUUUUAUGGUCAACAAAUGAGCAAAAGUACAAUGCAAGCUAUAGUAAAGAAUCUGCUUUACAUUGCACCAAAUCUGUUCAUGAGAUGCUUGGUAGGUCCCAUUCCUUCUUCCAACCAACUUUUGUAGCUUGAAAGAGUUCCAGACCAGUCAAACAUAUCACUUGUAUAAUUUACUCUACUUCACAUAGCCUAGGCAUUAUACAAAUCAUUUAACAAAAUCAGUUAUCCAUUGGCCAUCCUUAAUUAGAGCAACCUCCUCUUCCUUCAUAGAAGACAUUUUGCAAGGAUGCUUUAUGAAUCUCCGCCCAUGGCCAGCCCAUACAAUUAUGAUGAUGUGAUGCCAAGAUGAAGUUCUAUGUUGUAAGUUGUCCCAAAAAAAUAAAUUCACCCUGCACAUUAUCUCUCAUCUUGAGAUCAAAGGCCUGAAGCCACACUAGUCAGGUAGAGCUAAGGUGAAGCCUGACUAAAGCCACCCACUCCCCUGGUUGGCAGAAUGCAGUACAAAUGAAUGGAAGAAAAACAUAAAAAAGCAAUUGAGCAGUUGUUCUUACAUCUAUGCUUGAAGUUAGAGCUGCUACUUCUGCUAUAGACACUAAGGAACCAGUGAAGAACCUCUUUACUGCUAUAAACAAGUUCUUCUUUCUUAUUUUUGGAAAUUUUCCUCCAUCUCCAUUCCUAGUUUCCUUCGAUGUAGCUUUCUGCCAACCAAGGGGUGUGGUACUUGUUUGGGUGAAGAUUUCUACGCCUACAUUUAAUGGACCUUAUGCAACGAACGGUCUAAUUAAUGCGCACCUCUCAACUGGAUGAAAAUGGCGGAUUUUCUGCACUACAAUACUGCUGAGAAUUCAAGCUCGUCAUCAGUGGAGGACAGCUGUUGCAUUGACUUUGUUUUGCUGCUAUCUUUGCUCUAUAUUUUGUGGACUAUCUCUCUCUAUUUUUAUAUUGUUAUUUUUCUUUUUAAUUGAUCAUUUUUUCUACGUUUGAAUUUUGAUACCUGUCUGUUUGUGUGUGUGUCAAUCGGAAGAAAUAGCCUGCUGUUCUUUCCCCUCGGGAGCAAUUGACCCAGGAGAAGGAAGACUUACUCCUCAGACAUUUUGCUACAAGUAGCUACUAACUUGAAAGGUGUUCAAGGUACGCAACAGCAGUAGGCUGCCGUUUGGGUGGGGCUGGGCUUUGGAUGCAAGUGCUAUAGUGAUGUAGCUUGUAUAGUCACAUAUGGUUUAUAUCUGCCUUGUUGAAGGCUGCACCAACUGCUCAAAUAAUCCAGAUUGCUACUAUUUAUUAUGGCACAGGCCACCUCAAAAUGAUGAAGUACUAUAUCGUUUUUUAAAAUACAUGAAAAACCAGCUGCACACUUAAGAAUUUGCAGCGAAUGCAUGAGUAAAGUACCAGCACCUAAACAUAGAAAGCCACCUUCCAGUAGAGGAGAAAUCAGUCAUAAGAGAGUAAGACUGACGAGGGAAGAGAUGCGCCAAGCAGUAGCUCAUGACCAUACAUAUGCAUUGAGUCCUCCAAGCUCCACUUCAUCAUUCUUAAGUUCAGUUCAAACGAGGGAUGGACCUGCAUUAGCACCAUCAGGAGCAGCACAUACAUCUAGUGUGGCAUCAUUUUGUAUUGAAGCAUUUAUGGAUGACGAUAGUGCCAUUCAUUUUUACAUUUUGUUCCCAACGUAUGCUCACUUAAUGAUAUGCUACAAUUUUCCUGGAGAUGCAGUCCACCAUAUCAUAUACCCAGGCUCAUCAGUUGAUCCAUCAGCAAAAACAAGAAUGAAAAGUCAACAAGCAAUUUCUCCACAACACGAAUUCUUCUUAACACUCUGCCGUCUGAUGUGUGGCUUGAUGGAACAGGAUUUGGCAUGUAGAUUUCAAAUAUCUCAGUCUACUGUUUCUAGAAUUUUUACAGCAUGGGUGAACUUUCUCUAUUAUAAGUUUAAAGAGAUUCCAAUUUGGCCAAUACAAACACAAGUUCAAUCAUUGAUACCUGAGCAGUUUAAAUUACAUUACUCUUCCACACAUAUCAUAAUCGACGCAACAGAGGUGUUUAUCCAGACACCUAGCGAUCCUCAUGCUCAACAACUAACAUUCAGCUCAUAUAAAAAUCACAACACAGCUAAAGCUCUAGCCGGUAUUACCCCAUCUGGUGCGUUUUCAUUUAUCACUCCACUAUAUGGCGGAUCUAUUUCUGAUUGUAAAUUGUUUCUCAAUUCUGGUCUGCUAGAGAUACUUGAAGAAGGUGAUGCUGUCAUGGCUGACAAGGGAUUCAACAUUGCUGAUGUACUCCAAAGGAAGGGAAUAACAUUAAACAUCCCUCCAAGAAAGCACGCUGAUCAAUUAGGUGAUAGAGAGCUCAUUGAGACAUGCAGGAUAGCAUCACUACGCAUACAUAUUGAAAGAGCAUUUAGUAGAGUAAAGGUUUUAAAAAUAUUAAAUAACAUACCUAACAACAUGGCAGGAUUAGCCUCGGAAAUCUUCUUUGUAUGUGCAAUAUUAACUAAUUUUCAACCUCCACUCUGUAUGAGGAACAGUCAAUAACUAUUAACUAAAAGUGUAUCUAAAAGCCAGUAACUAACUAUAUUACCUUAUUAGUUAUUACCUUAAUACCUUUCUCUUUCAUCUCCUAUCCUCCUUAGAUCCUCUCUCCUCCCCUUUCCCAUUAAUAUUUACCUUGUAUUCUAAAUAACUUAUAACAAAUUAUGAUCAUGUGACUACAUAGGAUCUAGACUACUAUAGUUAAUUAUUGUUUGAGGCUCAACAUGAUGCGCAUUACUACAGACUGGAGGCAUGUAAUGAUAAAUGUCUAAAUACUAAAAUAAUACUAAAUACUAAAAUACUCCUAUUGUAAUAAUUUUUAUUAAUUAUUUUUAGGGGAGAUAAGUUCCGUUUAGCAUAUGCUCAACUUGGGGAUAUCAGGAGUUUACUACCAUCAGAUCUCAAUAUUAUGGCCCUUACAGCAACUUCAACUGGUACUACAUUUAUGACUGUAUGUCAACGUUUGUCGAUGAAUAAUCCAGCAUUAAUUGGUUGCCCACCAAAUCGAUUUAAUAUUAUGUAUGCAGUUGAAUCUCUCAUCGAUGUUCAAACCUUUUGUUCACAAAUUGCUACAGAAGUAAAGUUACUUGGAUUACAGUAUCCUAAAACAGUAAUAUUUAUUCAAAGCUAUUCUGACUGUGCUUUGCUAUAUCAUACACUUCGUAUACAUUUGGGAGGAAGCAUCACAUAUCCACCUGACUACCCUCGGUUGCAACAGUUCUUGUUCAUGGAUAUGUACACUCGAGCAACAACUAUAAAGAAAAAAGAACAGGUACUGGCAGCAUUUUGCAAUCCUAAUUAGACUCUCUGCAUAGUGCUUGCUACCACAGCCUUUGGAAUGGGUGUUGACUGUUCUGACAUUCGUGUCGUAAUUCAUUGGGGCCCUCCCUCUUCUUUGGAACAGUACGUACAAGAGACUGGUAGAGCUGGACGUGACGGUCAACCCUCCAAAGCAAUUUUAUAUUAUGGGAAGCCAGGUAGACAUGUUAGUCAAGAUGUGAAGGACUACGCAAUGGAAAAGAACAAGUGUAGAAGAGAUAUGCUAAUGAAGAACUUUUUGUUUUGUGAUUCUGAGUGUGUUUCUGAAGAUAAAUUAAAUUGUCGUGAUGUGUGUAGCACUUCAUAAUUAAAAAAAAAUACAUGUAAAUUGUA
This is a messenger RNA of Amphimedon queenslandica, 6475 nucleotides long. RefSeq lists its product as uncharacterized. The transcript has 2 exons. The record is from RefSeq and is a predicted model, not a curated record. Lineage: Eukaryota; Metazoa; Porifera; Demospongiae; Haplosclerida; Niphatidae. The coding region runs from base 4172 to 5326 and encodes 384 amino acids.